AUGUCUUCGUCUUUUUCUGGAGCUAUUUCUUCAUAUCCACCCACAAUUUGUCUAGACGCGUCUAUUACUAGCAUCGGUGGCUCGGAUGUUCUCUUGGUUGAAGCAAUAGAACGAGAAGACGAAGAAGACUCCCUUCAACAUACCAACAUCGAAAAUGAACCCACUCAACUGAAAAAGAAGAAGAAGAAGAAACCCAAGAAAUCCGCUAGUGUCAAGGCGAAAGAAGCUGCAGCGAAAGCGAAAGAGGAGAAGGAUAAGCCACCUGUAUUAUGCAUCAGUAGGAAUAAACAUUGGAAGUAUAUCAGUUCUUACCAUGGUCCAUGGCUCCAGCUUCCCCUCGAACUCCUCGAAUCUUUGUUAGUACUCAACCUCGAUCCAGCAACAUUGUCACCUCCUUCGACCGAAGAAAUUCAAGCACAGCCCCCGAUUAUGCCUGCUAUCACCGAUACAGGAUACCCUUCGCCCCCCAAAUCCAAGAACAUGAUGAACUCGAAUGAAAAGGAUAAAGAUAGAGACAGAGACUUCCACGCUCUGUCAUCUCCGUCAUACGGAGGGACAUUCUCGAACCCAAACGGCCUUCCUACACCGACCUGGAAUAUACCACCGCCAUCCCCACCGCCGUUACCGAACAUACAACCAGGAAAAGCACCGCCGCCGCCCAUCGACCCUGGGGUGUUUAGGAAUGUAACGUCGAUAAGGAGGCUCAUUGACGAAGCUGCCGAGUUGAGUGUGAGAGCUUCAUCUGGGCUCUCAGCUGCUGAGUUGAGGUCGACUGGAGGGUUGGGAGGUGGUGCUUUGGGAGGGUUGGGAUUGGGAUCAGGCGGUGGUGGGUAUGGGGCAGGAGGAGGAAGUGUUUGGAGUGCGGCUCAGACGCUUGGUAUCAAUCCCUUGGGAGGUCAUGGUCAUGGUGGUGGGGGAGGGAGGAACGUUGCGAUGAGUGCGAUGAGGGUACACCGGUUGAGGGCAUUGGCGGUGCAGAAGUUGGCUGCAGCAUAUAAAGCGGACGAGAUUGCGAGUAGUGUUAUGGUCAUGCAAGGAGGUAGUGUGUUUGAUGACUUGGCUGAGAAAGUUUUAAAAUUUGAUCCGAACGACGUGGAUGCUAAAUAUGUACAUUUCUUCCAUGAAAAAAUUCCAUCCCGUCAAUUAGCGGAAUCCACUACAACCCAAUUGCUUGAUGAACUCAUCCAAGCACGACCUCAAAGACUCGAAUUCUACCGUACACGCGGAAUCGUUCAUUGUUUUAAAGAUGAAUACUUACAAGCGACGAAAGACUUCACUUAUGCUCUCAAAGAAGCGAGGGCAGCGAGGAAAGCCAAGAUGAACCAUGUACAUGGAGAUACUGUUAACGGAGGCGGAGGAGGUAGGGAUGACGGUGGCGGAAGCGGUGGGAAAGGCGGUGGUGGGAAAGGGAGGAAAAAACACCAACGGGGCAAUAGCCAGCAAAAGCAGCAACAACAGCAGGUGGCUGGUGACGAGGAGGAUUCGUCAGAGGCUGCGUCAACUACAUCUUCUUCACCUUUGCCUUCUUCGCAGCCUGCUAUGCAUCCUGCGGCACUUGCAUACCCACAAUCCCCGGAUCCACUGGAACCUCAGUUGUUAUUUUUGAGGGGUGCUGCAUACCUGUCUCAUGCCGUUUAUCUGAUUGAAACGGCCGUACUGAAACUUGAGGGCGUCGUUAAAAUCCCCACUUUGGACGGUGCAGAGCUCCGUUUGUGCUAUCUGGAGGAUGGCAAGUACGGUGGUGUUGAGAUCGGACAUCCAGAUGGACCUCUUGGGGAGAAAGGUGGGGAGAAGGUUAGGAAGUACAGGGAGGUGUUUUUGGGUGAUGGAAACGUUGGAAAGAAAAAUUGUGGGAUGAGGGAGAAGGUCGAGGGGAUGUUGAGGAAGAGUAUUCGGGAUCACGAGAAGUUUUUGGCGCAUUUCGAUUCACUGGGGUCUGGACCGUCACCCAUUCGUGCGGAGGAUCUGAGAACCAACGGGGAUGACACUAGCGGUUUCUGUAGCUGGGUGAAAGAGGGACGGCAUAUCGAGCUGUUGAAUCAGACGGAAUACGCAUUCUAUCUAUCGGAGAGUGUGCGUCCUGGGGGUCAUCAGCCUACGAUGCCGCCUGCAUUUGCACCAACCCCAAGCGGGAGUUUUCAUCAGUCGGACUACUCGGUCUUUCAAACUCUCGCCUCACCUCCCCCACCAACGUUUACGACGUAUCACCCGCUUCUUGUGGAGUCGCAUUUCAGUAUCUUAUUAUCGCUUUUGCUUUUGGGCGACUUCACUGCGAUACUUGGUCGGUUUGCUCGCACAGCUGCGCUAGUUGAUGGGCUCGAGGGUUAUCCCGUAUUUUUACCACCACGGAGUAUGGCUCAAGCGGAAUUCAUUGAGGUGCUGGAGAGGCUGGCUGGCUGGAAAGUCGGUUGCAAGGCGAGCGUUGCAGAGAUAGAGAGGGAGAGGGAGAGGAGGAGAGAAAGGGAGAGUGUGAAAGAGGGGAAGAUGAUUGAGGUUGCUCCUACUGCGAUGAUUGAGGAGUAUAAUCCAAAUGUUCAUCAACAGCAUCAACAGCAGCAGGAUUAUCUGUCCUCUUCGUUAGGCGAAUCGUCUUCAUCUUCAGCUUCGUCUGCAGCGCCCUCUCUAUCUACCACACCUCGCAGCAACACGCCUGAUAAUAACAUCAACCCAUCCCAUGCUGCCCUCAACGCUUCGCCCUCAUGGGUACAUCCUCGCUCCGACGCGGUCGAAGCGCUUGAAUGUGCGAGAAUAUUGUUAGCUCCUGUUAUCGCCCGUCAACGGGAGAAAGCUGAGAAAGGAAAGGCUAAUAGAACUCGGGAAAAGGCGAACAGCAGCAAAUCUGCAAAGGCGGCCGAUUUCCACGUUCAAGACAAGAGCCUCGUUCAGGUAAAUGGGAGUUUUCCACCCAUCAAGAAGCCGGUUCCUAUCAAUAUACCACUUCAUGGACCGCGAGUCGAGGUGGUGCUUGCAUGGCUGGGCGCAGUUCAUUUACCCGAGCUGGAGGGUGUAGAUUUUGAUGGUUAA
This is a messenger RNA of Marasmius oreades (fairy-ring Marasmius), 3024 nucleotides long. RefSeq lists its product as uncharacterized. The record is from RefSeq and is a predicted model, not a curated record. Lineage: Eukaryota; Fungi; Basidiomycota; Agaricomycetes; Agaricales; Marasmiaceae. Bases 1 to 3024 code for a protein of 1007 amino acids. The transcript has 4 exons.